Messenger RNA from Syngnathus typhle (broad-nosed pipefish), 3717 nucleotides. RefSeq names its product semaphorin 4e (gene sema4e). Gene Ontology annotation, molecular function: semaphorin receptor binding; chemorepellent activity. Gene Ontology annotation, biological process: positive regulation of cell migration; negative regulation of axon extension involved in axon guidance; negative chemotaxis. The transcript has 15 exons. NCBI's taxonomy places the organism in Eukaryota, Metazoa, Chordata, Actinopteri, Syngnathiformes, Syngnathidae. Bases 676 to 2775 code for a protein of 699 amino acids. The record is from RefSeq and is a predicted model, not a curated record.
CGGCCAUAUACCAGCUAAGUCUAAACGCCUCCCCAGUUCUCUCUUGCACACACGCCAUAGUAGUGUAGAGCGCAAGAAUGUAUGUAAUUGUGUGGGGGUGAUUUAAAUAAGCCCAUUCAGCACCUUUUAUCGUCUCAACGCCUGCCUUAAGAAGACUGCGAGGAAUAGACAGACGCAUCUUUAAGCCGCGCCAGCAGCUUUACGCCGCAUUUCCUUUCCAGUUCCAAAAGCCUUUCUACAAAAACGGAAUAUCUGCUGCUUUUUAAAGGGGAAAGUAAAAGAGUAAUCUAAACUUUUUGCAAGGAUAUUUUUGCUGCGUUCUUCUGGCAGGCCAACGACGCGACGACGUAACAAGCUGUGGUAGCUUUUUUUUUGUUUUCUUUUUUCCCCCCAAAAUUAUUAUUUGCCAUUCAACACUUUUUUUCCGACUACCGAAAAGGAAUUAGUAUGGUACAUUUUGUAGUGUUUGACUAAAGUAAAACAGGUGGAAGGAGACUACUUCUUUUGUCAGUGGCGUUACGGUUUGUCUCUGUGGUAUCCAUCUCACCAUGGGCCGCCUACUAAGCGGAACCACCGAAAAGGCCCUUCACUUACUACAAACGUCAGCGCUUCACAGAUGACACUAGUUGCCUGUACUAGUGGAUGACUCUUUAAUUGCCCUCACACAAAGAAGCCAUGCAGCCCCUGUUCUGUAUCAGCGCGUUUCUGUUCCUCCCUCUGGCCUUGAUGCUGGAUGAUGACUCACCACUGGACCUCGUCCCCCGCAGAUAUGUGCCCUAUCACAACGGCAAUAUUCGUCUCUUUCGCGAAGAAGGGGUGUCCAACUAUAGCGUCAUGCUGUUGCGAGAGGACAUGAAGCUGCUGCUGCUGGGUGCCAGGGAGGCGCUUUUUGCCCUUGACCUCGAGGACAUUUCCAAGAAACAAGCCUUUGUGAAAUGGGAGGUGACGCAAGAGCAAAUGGAUGACUGUCACAACAAAGGAAGAGAUCUUGAAACAGAGUGCAAGAACUAUAUCAAGAUUCUGCACAAGAUGGAGGAUAACAGGAUGUACGUGUGCGGAACCAAUGCGUUUGAUCCCGAGUGUGACUACAUGUCUUAUGCAAAUGGAGAACUCACACUGGAGAAGAAGGCCGAAGAUGGUAAAGGGAAAUGUCCUUUUAAUCCUUUCCAAAAACAUGCCUCCAUCAUGGUUGACAAUAACUUGUACUCGGCCACGUCAAUGAACUUCCUGGGCUCGGAGUUGGUCUUAAUGCGCAGCUCUCCUCCCAUUCGAACUGAGAUAAAAACCUCCUGGCUCAAUGAGCCCAACUUUGUCUCUCUAGCUCAAAUGCCAGAAAGCGAUCAGGACAAUGAUGACAAGGUCUACUUGUUUUUCAGCGAAACGGCAGUUGAGUACGACUGCUACAAGAAACCGGUAGUGGUUUCUCGUGUAGCUCGUGUCUGCAAGGCAGACGUAGGAGGACGGAGGACCUUGCAGAGAAAGUGGACAUCCUUCCUGAAAGCCAGGCUGGAAUGUCCUGUCCUGGGCUCGCAGCUGCCCAACAUCAUCCAAAAUACAUACCGCUGGUGUGAUCCGCAGCAGCACUGGAAUAACUGUUUAUUCUACGCCAUCUUCACCCCACAGUCCGACACGUCUGACCUGUCUGCAGUGUGUGCGUACAACAUAUCUGACAUCAACCGAGUGUUUGCGGAGGGGCAGUUCAAGACGCUGGUCCCUGUCGAAUCCUCCUUCAUUUGGGCGCCAUACAGCGGGGAGGUCCCUGACCCUCGACCUGGAUCUUGUCAAACUGGGUCUCUGGACCUCCCGGACCAAACCCUUCACUUCAUCAAAGAUAGGCCUCUGAUGGAUGACAUUAUUCAGCCAAAAGGCGAGAAACCUCUACUAGAGAGAAGAGGAGCCGCCUUUACGAGCAUUGUGGUCAACCAAGUGCAAGCAACGGAUGGCCACGAUUACCAUGUGAUGUUCAUAGGCACAGAGGACGGCGCCCUUGUCAAAGCAGUAAACUACGACGGCGAGAUGUUCAUCAUUGAACAAGUUCAGCUUUUCCAAUCCCGCGAGGCAGUUAAGAUCCUGCGCUUUUCCGACGUCACGAAGCGACUAUACGCGGGCUCCGACUCGGGAGUGGCGCAGGUGCCUCUCGCCGCCUGUGAGAGAUCUUCGUCUUGUUUGGAUUGUAUUCUGGCAAGAGAUCCCUACUGCGGAUGGGAUACAGAUGCUGGGAGUUGCGUCGCCCUUUCCAGUACACAGAGGCAGCUAAUCCAGAGUGUAAGAGAAGGGAACGCCUCUCUCUGUCCAACAGCUGAUCCCGUCCAUGUUGUUAACCAUUUUUUCUCGCCUGGUGGGAGCGUGAAACUUUUCUGCCCUUCAUCGUCAAACUUGGCAACAACCAAGUGGGAGCAAGACGGUCACCUUGUGGUUUCUUCAAGCCGCCAUCAGAUCCUACAAGACGGACUCAUCAUUCUCAACGCCUCGGACUCCGACGCCGGCCGCUACCACUGCCUGUCGGUGGAGCGCUCCAAAAUUGACGCGUACGCCGCCACUGUGGCGGAGUAUCAGCUCAGCUUGAAAGGGGAACCGAGAGCGCCUCAAGCUCGGACGAAAGGUUCCUCUGUGGUCGGACUGCAGGUUGUCGUCGGGCUUCUGGUUGUUUCUCUGGUGGCCCUUUUGGCCUGGAAUUUUUACAAAGGCCAUCUACCUCUUCCCUGGAACUGCAGCAAAAAGAAUAGGGGAAAAUCCUACGAGUCAAAUGGGCAGGAGGAUGGAGGCCCACUGUGAGAUUAGAUUUUGUAAGAUGCCUGUAUGUAUGCUGUCUUUGUGUGUGUUGGCUUGUAUUUCUUAAUGUUUAGUCUUGAGGCUUGAACCACCAUGUUUUCAUUUAAAAUUGAUCCUUGAAAACCUCAAACAGAACCCAGGGUUCUGACUUGGCUGGUUGGGUUGAGAUGGAGGGACAGAGGACGGCUGGAGCAAGGAAAUGGGGAAGAGGGGUUGAGAAACCGUGGGAGGGAAAUAAGAACAAUGGUGACAACAGGCGUAUAAACAACAGUAAUGGUCCCAUUGUGAUAACAUGUUGUUAUAAUGGGACUAUUAGUGUUGUUUAUAAAUUGCAUCCCAAGUUCUCUUUAGUAAAUUGGCGCCUGGCCAUGUACUGCUAAACUUGAAGGAUAGAACCUGCAUGCUCAAAUGUUGAUUUAUGCUUAUGCUGGGGAUUAUUGCGCAAUUGAAAAUGGAUGGCUGCAUGGAUAUCAAGCUAGUUAAGGAUUUUGCUUGUGUCUGCCAACAUUGGCUCCUCCUGCUGCCACUGUUAAGAGAAUCAGCUCAGCCCGAAAGGCAAUCCUGAAUUACCUCAAGGGGAAAGGGAAACGGAAGGCCUCUCGGCGGUCAGACUGCAGGUUGUCAUCUGGCCCCUGUGGUUGUUUCCUUUUUGCCUGGAUUUUUUUUUACAACGGCCAUCUUUUCUGUGGAACUUUAGCAACAUCAGGAUAAAAGGAAAAUCCUUCGAGGAAAUUUUGGCUUUGAUAAAGACUGUAACCGCUGGGACCUGGACACUCAGAACCCCACCCAGACUUUAACAUUUGCAUCAUUUUAUUUUUUGUUAGCCAGAUUUUUUAACUUCUAACAGAUGUGCUAGUUAAUUGUUUUGUCUGUAGGCUUUGUAAAAAAAAAUGACUUAAGAAUAAAUAAAUAAAUGUGUCAGAGGCACUAGAAUAACCACUUUAA